AUGUCGUCCGCGUCACAAAGAAAUUCUCCCAAUCCCCCCGACACCUCAUCCUCCACGCCCACCCAAAAUACAUCCUACCAAUCCGCCGCCUCCUACUUUUCCUACCCAGUCAGCCACGUCGUCUCGGGCCUCUACAGACGUAUAACAGACCCGGACAUAACAAAAGAUAUGCCCUCCGUCAUGCCAUGGUCGAGAUCCUCCUCUUCGACUGAAGUCUUCACGCCCCGCCGAACAGCAUCCCCCUUCCAACCACCACCACUUACACCCCUCACUCUCGAAAUUCCAAGAGGCGCAGACCUCCUUCAACAACAACUCCUCACCCGUGCUUUGGCCGAGGAAAUCCGCCUCCUCGUCCCACCCCGUCUCCAACUCGCUGAAACAUGGCGUUUAGCAUACAGUCUCGACCGCGACGGCGCCUCCCUGUCAACACUUUACGAGAAUUGCGCCCAAUUUUCCCAUCGUAGCCCGCGGGCGGGCUACGUCCUCGUUAUUCACGACGCUUCCCCCUCAAGGUCUGUAUUUGGUGCCUACAUGACCGAUGCCCCGCACCCCGAUUCCCAAUUCUUCGGGACGGGCGAGUGCUUCCUCUGGCGAUCAAGCGUGCUCCCGCCUCCCGCAAGCUUUCCCUUUGCGCUACCAGGCGACGGGCCCCAGUCCGAAGAAGCUCUUGAACGCGCCGGUCUCCCGCCUCCGCCUUCUGCCGAUACAACCACCGCUGCUCGCUGGAGCACCUUGCGCAAUGAUACGGCAAAAUCGAAACCCAGUGUCGAAUCACCCUCUCACAACCUCAAUAUGAAUAUCAAAACCAAUCUUGCGGCUGCUAGUGGUGGUGUUCUGUCCCCGCCGUCUCCGUCAUCCAUUCACACCCCUUCGCGGAGUGGUGCGAGCACGCCUGAACGAAUUCGUUUCAAGGCUUUCCCAUAUAGCGGUGUUAAUGAUUACAUGAUGUUCUGUGAAACUGGGUUUUUGAGUUUAGGAGGCGGUGACGGUCAUUACGGAUUGUGGGUUGAUAAUGGCCUCGAAAAGGGAGUCAGUGCAUCUUGCCAAACAUUUGGCAAUGAGCCUCUCUCUGAUGAAGGCAUCAAGUUCGAUAUUCUUGGGGUCGAGGUGUGGUAUGUCGGUUCGUGA
This is a messenger RNA of Penicillium soppii, 1128 nucleotides long. Its product is annotated as putative oxidative stress response protein Oxr1. The record is from RefSeq and is a predicted model, not a curated record. Gene Ontology annotation, biological process: response to oxidative stress. The transcript has 2 exons. NCBI's taxonomy places the organism in Eukaryota, Fungi, Ascomycota, Eurotiomycetes, Eurotiales, Aspergillaceae. Gene Ontology annotation, cellular component: nucleus. Bases 1 to 1128 code for a protein of 375 amino acids.